CGCCGUCCGUCAUCUUCAUCCGGCUGGUUCUGGUUCCCGUCGUAGCAGGUCUACAUCCGCCCACAGCCCAUCUUCCAUCCAAGCCAAUCUACAUUCCCCGUCCAUAAUCCCAUCAUGCAGCUCCGAUUGACCACCACUUUUGCUUCCCUUGCCGCAUUUUUGGCUUUGGCCGCCUAUGCUGCUCCUAUGCCUGAAGGCAGCUCCUUCGAUCUCUCCUUGGAAGCUCGUGGUUUCGAGGACGUUGAUCUUGAGGCACGCGACUUCGAUUCCGAGCUCGACCUCGCAUCUCGAGACUUCCUUGACAAUGACGACCUGCUCGAAAUGCGCGAGCCCUUGGAAGACGACCUCCUCGAGAUGCGUGAGCCCUUGGAAGACGAUCUCGAGAUGCGCGAGCCAUCAGAAGACGACAUGCUCGAGAUGCGACAGGUCGAGGACGAGCUUUUCAACCUCGUCAUGAGGGACUUCUUUGAUGAACUUGAGGCGCGAGCUAAGUUUGGCUUCGGUCUACGCAAACAACCAAAGACCGCUACAUUCAAGACUCCGUCUGCCAAGUACACAGGCGACGAAGUCAACAAAGCCGCCAAGAAAGCACUCAAGAACGUCGAAGCGGGCAAGAAGGUGAAGGGAUACCCAAAGGAGGGCUCCGGUUUCCGCAAAUCCGAAGCCAAAGCCGAUCCUACAAAGGGUAAAGGGAAGUCCUACCAUGCUCCCUUGCGCAAGAAGGGUGCACCCUACCCCGGUCCCGACCGCGUAAUCGUCAACAAGAAACCCGGCAAGACCAAGUACACCUCCCAUGUUGCUUACCACGACCCCAAGAAGCCCGUUCCAAAGGGCACCGGCGCUAAGAGCAACCCCUUCACCAAGGGCAAGCAGAAGUUCAACGGAAAGGGUCGUUAAAUGACGCGUCAGUGUAUGUAUUGUAGACAGAGAAGCAAGAAUGGAACGAUGAUGAUGACACUCGAA
Messenger RNA from Coprinopsis cinerea okayama7#130, 963 nucleotides. RefSeq lists its product as hypothetical. The transcript is spliced from 4 exons. Bases 115 to 897 code for a protein of 260 amino acids. The record is from RefSeq and is a predicted model, not a curated record. Gene Ontology annotation, molecular function: RNA nuclease activity; RNA binding. NCBI's taxonomy places the organism in Eukaryota, Fungi, Basidiomycota, Agaricomycetes, Agaricales, Psathyrellaceae.